This is a messenger RNA of Aspergillus uvarum CBS 121591, 1547 nucleotides long. RefSeq lists its product as uncharacterized. The transcript is spliced from 5 exons. The record is from RefSeq and is a predicted model, not a curated record. Gene Ontology annotation, cellular component: mitochondrion. Lineage: Eukaryota; Fungi; Ascomycota; Eurotiomycetes; Eurotiales; Aspergillaceae. The coding region runs from base 216 to 1547 and encodes 443 amino acids.
CUUGAGCUUGGUUGAUUGAGUUGAUUGUUCAAUUGUCGGCAUCUUUGUAUACAGUUUCAUUACACGUCCACGUCACCGUGUCUUAAGCAUCGAUGAAGUCAUGCUGGUCAUGCAACAACCUCACAUCAGGAUCUCGCAUACUACCGAGGCAUACUAUGAGCUUCACCAAAGAUUGACAUCCAUCCCAGCAGGUCCGAUCGACCAGUAAUCGGCCAAUGGACACAAGUCAUAAUCACCACUUUGACUACACAUCUGGUCGUUGGCCUAUCAAUGAGGCGCACCAACUCAAAACGCGCUAUAUCAGCUUCAACGUGCCAGCGCUACAGCGUAUCGCCGGCCAACUGCUGGAAAGCCCGAUGACGUUCUCUUUACAGAUGGAGAAUGGUAGGGAGAUUUUGGCGAGAGUUCCGAACCCGAACACCGGCCAUGCCCAUUAUGUUGUGGCCAGUGAAGUCGCAACGCUUGACUUUCUUCGAACUGUUCUCCAGAUACCAGUCCCCCGUGUUCUCUCGUGGAGCUCGUUCCUGCAGGUGAACCCAGUCGGUGCUGAAUACAUCCUGAUGGAAAGGGUGCAAGGUCAGCGACUAAGCGAUGUUUGGGAUGAGAUGUCCGAAGCUCAACACUUUAGGCUUAUUAAGAGCUUAGUGGAAAUUGGACGGAAGUUGGUGAACGCAAAGUUCACCUUGCAUGGCAGCCUAUACUAUCGAGAUACGUUUUUACAGGGAAGAACUAUCGCAAACCGUGAGAUAUCACGGAUACGAAACGUACAUGACAGGUCCAGCGAUGUCACUGUACCUGGGAGGAAAGCGCUACAAAGGCGUGAUGAUCAUAUACAGUUCCUUGAGCAAAUUUCUAACGUUUUUACCCCGGUCCUUUUGCACUCUGACCUUCAUCACCAUAAUAUUUUCGGCGAUAUGUCCGAUCCUAAAAUAUCCAGUAUAACUGACUGGCAAACUGUCCACACCGCCCCAUUGUUUAUACCAGCGAAGUUUCCUUCAAUCUUCGACUGCGGUGAUACAUACCUAUGGGGAGCCGUCCAACCCCGGCUACCUAAAGAUUUUAAAACUCUCUUGCCGGCCGUAAAAAAGCAAGCGGAAGACCAGCUUGACCGGCUCAGAGUGAAAAAGUUCUACAAGCUGGCUUCCCGGAAGUUCAACCCGGCUCUUGUCGAUGCCAUGGACAAGAUGAGAGAUAAUAGUGACCCUACCACUUUCAUAUUCCACAUUAUCGGACGCUCCUCCGAAGACGGCCUAUUGCCGUUGAAGAAGCUGUUAAUCCAGGUGUUUGAGAAAUGGGACCGCAUCAUGGAACGCCGAGGCUCGACGCAAGCGUGUCCCAUUUCGUUCUCGCGGACCGAGAUCGAGGAGAGUCGGCAGCAAGUCGAAGCCUGGGCCGCCGCGUUCGAGGAAUUCGAGAGUCUGCGGGCGGACCUUCUUGGGGAUGAUGGCUGGGUCUCUCACGAUGACUACGAGGAGGCUAUGAGCAGGUGGGCGAAGAACAAGGCGACUUUGGAGAGCUUACGGGAGCGAUUGGAGACCUUGAUCUGA